Paramecium pentaurelia is the source of this 917-nucleotide messenger RNA. NCBI's taxonomy places the organism in Eukaryota, Ciliophora, Oligohymenophorea, Peniculida, Parameciidae. The record is from the annotation of a GenBank genome assembly.
AUGAAAGGAUAUGAAUUUUUAAGACUGAUAUAAGAGAUUGGAGUUAUACUUAAUUUAUCAACUCCAACAAUCAGUCAUGUGAUUACUAUUUAUAAAAGGUAUAAGAUUAAUAUUAAUAAUAAUGAUUAGAUUCACAUUAAGUAACAAAAGACAAUUUAAAAAAGAAAUGGUGAUUACAGCAUGUUUCUAUUUAGUAAGUAAGAUAGUUGAAGAUAUGAAAAGAAUUAGAGAUAUAUUAGUUAGUAAGUAAUUCAUAUUAAAAAGUAAGUAAUUUGUGUUGUUAAUAAAAUGUAUACAUUGGCAAAUUAAGAGAGAAAAUAGAAAUUAUAAGCUAAUAAUUAGGUUGAUUAUGAUGAAGAUCCUAUUAAAUAUUUAGGCAUAGAAUAAUAUGAGAAUUACAAUAUUGAAUUUUUUGAUAAAUUUGUACCAUUAUUUAAUAAUGAAUAAUAUGCAGAAUGGAAAAGAGAAGUAUUAGAAGCAGAAUAGCAUAUUUUAAGAAUAAUAAAUUAUGAUUUAAAAAAUGAGACAUUAGAUAGCUAUUAAUUAUUAUUGAACUAUUUAAAGGUAAUAUAUUAAAGAGUCUACUUUUUUUUUAGAUCUUUUAAUUUGAAUAAGGAUUAAGAUAGAUGAUAUUUGAUAUAUUUUAGGAUACAUUCUUUGUUGAUUUUUAGACUGAUAUGGUAAUGAUAUUUAAUAAUUUUUAGACUUAAGUAGAUUGCGUAAAAGGUUCAAUAUAUUUGGGAAUUUAAUUUUUUAGAAUGCAUGCAGUAGAUAAAUAGAAAUUGUUGAAAUUAAAAGAAGAAUUUUGUUCUUAAAAAUGGUGGGAAGAAUUUAUGUAAAUCUCAUAUAAAUAACUAUUAUUAUUUCAAAUUGACAUGUUACAAUAUUACAAUGCUUAAGAUUUUGUAUAAGUAUGA